AUGCUUAGUGGCAAGACUGCCUGCGCCGAAUGCCAUGCCACCUGGGCGCGGGGCAACUUCGACGGCGAAGGGGCGCUCGAGGAUGUCAUUCAGAAGUGCAGCACCGAGCCGCCCAGUGACCAGCUGUUCAACAAGGCCAACACCAUCAGGGUCCAGAAGCACCUCGGCGAGGAAGCGAUGGAGACUGAGCGGGGUGUUGGACGGGAGUCGCAUAAGCCCCGCAUCGUCGAGACACGGGGUGGCCACCUGAAGUCGGCCGUCGAAUCUGGGUCGGGGAAGAGCUUCAAGGAGCUGAGGCUGACGCAGACGCCGCUGCCUUCGGCUGACCUGCGGGCCGCGCGCCCCGGGGUGCUGACCAAGAGCGCGGGCGUCAAAUGCGAGUUGGUGAGACAGCGCGUCGCCUCGAAAGACACGUUCAACAUGUCCCACUCGAGCCAGAUGCACAGGGGCCAGGGCGCCAACGUUUUCAAGAAGGCCACGCAGCAGUGGACCUCUGCGUUCGUCAGGAGGCCGAGGAACACAACCAUCGGCGAUGGUCCAUCGCCGAGCUCGACCUGGGGGGUGGCGCUCCGCCGAGCGGCGGCGACAGUGACCCUGCAGGCGAUGGCCUGGGCGCAGAAGGCGAAGCGGGAGAGGGGGGGCAUGACCCAGAUGCGGUCCGUCAGGGCUGCCUCCGCCGCCGGGGCGUCGGCUCGGAGCCCUGAUCCGAAGAGGUCGCCUUCUGGCGGCAUGUCUGUCCUGCAGCGCGAGCCGGGGGGCGGCGGGCACGAGCGCUGCGGGGCCACGUGGGGCACGAGCGACGCCGAGGAGAAGGCAGCGCUCGAGAAUCUGGCGAUGCGCGACCCCGUCGAGGCCUUGAUGGACCAGCGCGCGAAGGUCAGCGAGAGGUGGGCCAGGGGGAAGCACAAGAAACGGGCUGACGCUGACCCCGGCGCUUCGAUUGCCACUCACAUCCAGAAGCGCCUCACGUUGAUGGCGCGGCGCAGGGCCGCUUCCCUCGACAGCCCCACAUCCUGCGGCAAUCGGGGGGAGCGCGCCCAGGACAUCAAGGCAGCGGUCAUGGCGAAGGUCGAGUUCCCGAUCGCUCGGCAGGUCGCAGUUGUUUAUCGCGCGCUGGAAGACAUCUCCCGGCAUGCGAUCGUCGGUUCACCCGAUGAGGUUGUGUCUCGCUGGCGGGGCGCGUUCAGCGGGAUCCUGAGGGCGUCGGUCAGGCUUGCAGAGGGGGGGCCGAACUCGCAGGCCGUCGCCGCGGCCGUCCAGCUAGAGGAUGUUCUCGUAGACCUCGACGUCUGCUCUGACCCCUCGCACCGCAGCUGCCCCCAGAAGCCCCCUCAGCCAAUCAGGUGCCUCAUCUGUGUCUUCGAUUGCUCGCGCUUGGAGUUCUACGACGACGCGGCCGACGCGCUGAGGGCUGCGAGGGCGGGUGGCCUCGCGGUCAACGAUGCGAGGCGCGCCGUGGCCGACGCCAUGGAUAAGCCCCCCGCCUACACCGCCAGGCUCGAAGAUAUCGAGAAGGGUUCCAGAGCAGCCCAGCAGCACUCCGAACCCAUUAUAGAUAUGUGCGAGGCCAUUGCAGACGAGACAAAGACCCACCCGCCGCAGCAGCUUUCGGAGUGGCUGGACAUGCUGAUGAACCCUGACAUCGGCCGCCCUGAGAAACUCAAGACGCGCCCGCGCUUCUUGAGUUUGAGUCAAGACGCUUGA
Molecule: messenger RNA, 1704 nt
Organism: Prorocentrum cordatum
Lineage: Eukaryota; Dinophyceae; Prorocentrales; Prorocentraceae
Source: the annotation of a GenBank genome assembly